AGCGUUGGACAUGAACCUUCGGCAUUCAAGUUUUCUUGCGCGCCUUAAUAUAUAGCAUGCCGGCGCGUGGCAGUUUCAUCGCCUUUACGGCGGUGACACUGUUGUCAACGAGGCAGCGACUGAAGUAUGCAGGGCUGUUCGCUGCUGAAGGACGGUUUCCUAUAACUACCUUCGUCAGUGUUGUGAGACUGUCAUCGUCUUGGUUUUCCCUCAGCUAUGUUUCUUCCAUGGCUUGCCAUUAUCUCCGCGCUGCAUACAGGUCUCGUACUCGCCGUGAGGUUUCCGGUUGAGCGCGUUCGCAGGGAUGUUCCUCGAUCCACCUCGAUGCAACUCUCCGCAAGCAGCACAUCUGACGAUGUAUUCGACUUCGAAAAUAUUCAAGGCAAAUUGUAUACGACUACAAUACACAUUAAUGGUCAGUCAUUCAAGGUGGACAUGGAUACUGGGUCCAGUGACCUGUGGAUUGACACCAAGGGGGCGAAUCUUACCGGAACUACGGAUACCGGUAUUCUUGGGGCCAUUGUCUACGAGGACCUUUCAUCCGCUGUUGGCAACUUGACUCUUGCUGACAUAACCUGGGGUAAUUUCACAGUGAAAGACCAAGUGUUCAUCAGUGCACCCGGUACCAACGCAACAUUAGGCUUGCGAGACGGUUUGCUGGGCUUGGGGCCGCAGACACUUUCAAAUAUAUCCCAUACUCUUCACCUUGCGAACUCUUCUGUGAAUGGUGCUACUCUCCUCGAUAAUAUUUUCAGUCUCUAUCCUGAUGAGCCCAAUCACAUCACAUUCCUGCUUACUCGAGAUAUUUCUGGCAUAGUGGAUGGCGGUGAUUUCACAAUAGGCGAGAUCGUGGAUGGUUUUGAAGCUAUCUCCGCCGCCCCCAAGCUACCCGUUGUAUCAAACCGAUGGCUCACAUUUGUGGAUGCCAUGAUUGUUAACGAAAAACGGGUGACAGCUCCCUCGGCUGGGUUCCCAAAUGUUGAAGUACCCAAGGGUAAACUCACAGCAAUAUUUGACACGGGUAUCUCUCUAGAUAUCGCCCCCAAAACCUUCGUAGAUGCGAUGUUCAAGGAUGUUCCUGGUGCUUUCUUUGAUGAAGACAGUCGUCUAUAUGUUGUUCCCUGCGAUACGAAGCUUAAUGUCAGCUUAGUGGCUGGGGACAUUGAAUAUCCCAUUCACCCUGUGGACCUUGUCUCUCCGAUCGCAUUGAAUGGUAGUGACCCGCUAUGCGUCGGUGGCUUCAUGGCAACUGACGAGAACACGGCCAUUGGUGACUUCCAAUUUGGUGACGUCGUCCUGCGCAAUCUCUACACAUUGUUCGACUAUGGGAAUUGGUCCAGAGCUGGCGAUGGGCAACCAUUUAUCCAGAUACUGAGCCUUACCGAUGCUGAUAAGGCGUUCGCGGAGUUCGACACUAUGCAGUCUGCGCGUGUGGAGCAGUUCCUUGCUGCGAACUCAGAUGACUCUUCUACUUCUGCCAGCUCUGUGUCUACCUCAACAAGUAGCGAAACUGCUGUGGAUACAUCCUCCGCAACAACGACAGCCUCCAGUCUGAGUCCUGCGAGUCCUGUGGCAACCAGUACCAUCCCUCUAACUUCCGUAGCCUCAACGAGCGUUCCACCCACCACUGUAUCUGCUCUCGCGACAUCGACAGGUGUUGGCAAUAGCAAAGACUUCGCAGCAGGAGCAGUUUCAGACAAUAACAGCAUCAGCUCGACUGACUUGAACAACUUGAUUCGGAACUCUUAUAUUGUUAUUGGGCUGCUGGGGUUCGCUAUCGUCCUACUCAUUGGUGUAGUCGUUAUGACGUCGAUGAGGAUGAUGGCACCUCGGGGAGGGCGGUACAAACCUAUCAUUCCUCCAGUCGAUGAUCAUGCUAGCACACCGUACAGAUAUUCUGACUAGAUGUUGCUUGACUACCGCCCGCUCGCAUGUUGUAGAAUAUGUAUAUUUAUGGACUACGUGCUGUAGAUACCAUUGCCAUCCACUAAUGCAACUUCUGUACCAAACAAGGUUCAUGCAAUACCGUUAAAUCCAACUGCGUAUCUCGGAG
This is a messenger RNA of Somion occarium, 2053 nucleotides long. Lineage: Eukaryota; Fungi; Basidiomycota; Agaricomycetes; Polyporales; Cerrenaceae. The record is from the annotation of a GenBank genome assembly.